GCCUACGAAGCUCCAGCCCAGGUGGAGGCCGCUAGUCUGUCUGCGGUCUGUCUGCAGUCUGUUGAUUGAGUCGGCUUUCCACGCGACCUGUGACGGGUCAGCGGCGGUGCCCACAGCUCAGCGCCUGCGCGGGCUGCGGGCGUCCGUCACCAUGGCAGCGACCUCUGGGGGCCCUGGAUCUUGGAGUGAAAAUAUUCUGGAAUAUUUUCUGAGAAAUAGCCAGAUCACAACAGAGGAUGGUGCCCAGAUCACCUGGUAUCAUGCAGCUAACCACAAGGCACAAAUGAAUGAGGCACUGCAAAGUACUGCUCACAUGAUAGAAGCUGAUGUCCUUCUUCCAAGUGAUGGAUUAGAACAUGGCCAACCAAUCAUGGCCCAUCCUCCUGAAACAAACAGUGAUAAUACUCUACUGGACUGGCUGACUGAAGUUACGAAAAGCAAUAAAGGCAUCAAGCUGGAUUUCAAGAGUCUGUCAGCUGUAGAACCAUCUAUGAUGCUCUUGGAAAAUGUGAAGAGGCAUCUGAAGCGUCCUGUGUGGAUUAAUGCUGAUAUUCUUCCUGGUCCAAAUGGAAAUAGCAGAGUAGUGGAUGCAAAAUCUUUUAUAGACACUGUGACAUCCUUCUUUCCAGAUGUGACAUUUUCCCUGGGUUGGACAACAGGAUGGUAUCCUGAGAAAGUCAAUGACGGUUACAGUUGGACAAUGGUAAAAGAGAUGGAAUAUAUAUGUAAUGAACUAAAUCAGCCUGUAACAUUUCCUGUCAGAGCAGCAUUAGUCAGGCAGUCUUGUUCUCAGUUACUUUGGCUGUUAGAGAAAUCAAACAGGUACAGCCUUACUGUUUGGACUGGAAAAAAUGAUAACUAUUCUAUUGAAGAUUUACUUUGUAUUAGAGACCAUUUUGACAAAAAACGAGUUUUCUAUGACAUCUUGGAACCACAGAAUCAUGAAUUUAAACAAGCCAUUGGAAUCAAAGUUAAUCUCUAAGAAGAUUCUUCUGAAUUAUUUCAUGUUUUGGUUUUGUAAUCCUUCUAUGCUUUGUCUGAAUUAAUUACCGUAAAUUAUGAUUGAUUUAUAGUCCAAUUCAUCCAAUCAAAAACACUUAACAAGUGCUUAUUUACUGUAUUAGGCAUAUGUCCUUAUAAUACAGUACUUACCUAAAAGAUAUGAAAAGAAGAGAUUUCAUAGGAUCUAAGUGUAAUAAUAAUAAAAAGAUACUUUAAAACCCUUUAUAAAAAUAAUUUUAUAUACUGAAGAUAAUUGAAAGAAGCUAUGUAUCAUAACACAGGUAUAAAUCACAUUUUGUUGUCACUUGCAUUCCAGAGAUUCUACAAAACUAUGACACCCUUUUUCCUUUUUCCUAGAGAACUGGUUAUUUCAGAGACUACAAAAGACAAGGCUGUAAAAAGCUUUUUAACUUUCACAGAGGUGAACAGCUUUCUCACUAACAAAAUCAAAUCCACUUACUGAAAACAAUAUAAAUUAUAUGGAUCUAGAAUUUUCAUUUCAAACAUUGUUGGGAGCAUACUGACAGCUAUGUAUAUUUUUGUCUUAUUUGUUUCAAUCAUAGUGUCUUCUCUAUAGUGAGCAAAAUACCAUUGGAGAGUAGAAUUUUAAGCCUGGUAAUAUAUCAUUUGAUUUUCAAGCUUCUCACCAGCACCGCCUUAGUUCAGGAUGUUGUUCUAUUAGAAUAUCAAAAACUGGUUCUUCAUUACUUCAUUCUUUACACUCCACUCGGAUACCCUGAGUAUUUGUGCAGAAGAAAAAAAUUUAAAACACCUCUUUAUUUAUGCCAAAUCAAAAAGCUCCAGGGGCUUCUUAAAUUUAACUUUAUUGAGUUUUACUCUUUCAAGACCAUAAUGUAGUUCCACUCUGAAAGGCAACUCAUUGUCUUCCGAUACAGUCCUUCAUUUCAAAAAUACCUAGAUCAGUGGUCUCUAGAUCUUACCUAAACACUUAAUUUUAACCAUUUAAUAUCAUUCACUAAUUGCGUCAUAUGUGUUAGUUAUGUUUCCUCAGCUAGAUUAUUAUUAAAUCUUUCAUGGUAAGGGAACAUUUUUUUUUUUUUUUUUGGUAAGGGAACAUUUUUAAUUGCCCUUUUUAGUGCCUGCCAUAGUUCCUGAACAAGACAUUCAGAAAAAUGUUGCUUCUUAGAUUUAUUGAAAAGUAAUUUACCAGUGAAUGUCCUAAGAUAUGUAAUUUGUCUUUUGUUUAUCAACAGUUUUCUCCCAGAGAUUUAGAGAAAAGAACUUGGGUUUUUAAUUCAUACAGAGUUCCCUUACAACCCCACCUCUGUCUCUUACCAGCCAUAGAUUUGGGGAAAUAUUUAACCUCACUGAGUCUUGGUUUCCUUAUCUAUGAAAUGGGAUAGAGGGAAAUGAGGAUUCUCCUGUAGUGUUGUGAAGUGAAGGGACAUUCAUGUAAUGAAGGCGUCUAGCUCAAUGCUCAUCACAUAGUAAGUGCUCAGAUCCAUUGUAGAUAGGUAGAUGAUAGAUAGAUGGUAGAUAGCAGUAAGAUAUAACAUGGUACAUCGUAGAUGUAUAAAUACCUAAAACAAUUGUUUCCACUUUAAAUUUUAGCUCCAACUGAAUGCCGUACUAUUCGUCAACACCAAAAUCUCACUUUCUUAUAAAAAUUUUUUUUAUUUGUCAAUUACAAUUGACAAUAUUAUAUUAGUUUCAGUUGUACAACAUAGUUAUUAGACAUAGAAUGUACGAAGCGAUCACCCUGGUAAGUCUAGUACCCAUCUGACACCAUACACAGUUAGUACAAUGUUAUUGACUAUAUACCCUAUGCUGUACUAAAGCUUCAUUUACUGUGGUUGUCUGCCAAAAACAAAAGGUGCAAUUUCAUAGUUAAAAAAUUUUAAUAACUGCAAUACAGAAUAGCUUUUAAAAUUAUAAAAAGUUAUGAAUUUUCUAAAAUGACCAUAUUUUAUAUUUUAUAAAGAGUUGAAUUUAUAAGUGAACUGCAUUUAAUGAAGUAUUAAAUAAAAUUCACUUGUCUGGGA
Molecule: messenger RNA, 3005 nt
Organism: Pteropus alecto (black flying fox)
Lineage: Eukaryota; Metazoa; Chordata; Mammalia; Chiroptera; Pteropodidae
Gene: FAM151B
Product: family with sequence similarity 151 member B
Exons: 6
Coding region: 152-982 (276 amino acids)
Source: RefSeq, a predicted model, not a curated record